Molecule: messenger RNA, 1959 nt
Organism: Iphiclides podalirius (scarce swallowtail)
Lineage: Eukaryota; Metazoa; Arthropoda; Insecta; Lepidoptera; Papilionidae
Source: the annotation of a GenBank genome assembly
AUGGCCAAUGGUUAUCAUGACGAUAGUAUUAUCGACGGCACGAGUAAUCACGAGGCAUAUACUUUUUACAACUGGGGUGGAAUCGAUAUAUUCUGCUAUUUCAGUCAUCACUUAGUCACCAUCCCGCCUUUAGGGUGGAUCAAUGUUGGUCAUGCCCACGGGGUUAAAGUGAUCGGGACGCUUAUAACCGAAUGGGCCGAAGGCGUCGCUUUCUGGGACAAGGUUUUGGAGUCCGACGUGAAGAUGCAGAACUUCGCGAGCGCCCUCGUCGCCAUCGCGAAAACACUUAAGUUCGAUGGAUGGUUGUUGAACGUCGAGAACAAGACUUCUAAGCCGAACCAGCUAAUAGAGUUCGUGCGGCUGCUACACUCGGUGCUGCACCAGGAGUUGGUGGAGCCCGUUCUCAUCUGGUACGACAGCGUCACCGUGGACGGGCACCUCAACUGGCAGAACUGCUUAAACGCGAAGAACAGGGCGUUCUUCGACGCGUGCGACGGCAUCUUCACCAACUACUCGUGGUCCGAGGCGGACGUGAGGGCGAGCGCCGCCGAGGCCGGCGAGCGGCUGGUCGACGUGUUCGUCGGCAUCGACGUGUGGGGACGCAACUUCUACGGUGGCGGACAGUUCAACACGCAGGAGGCGGUGAAGCUGGCGCACGCGUACGGCUGCUCGCUGGCGGUGUUCGCGCCCGCGUGGACGCACGAGGCGCUGGCGGACGAGUCGUGCGACGUGCAGCUGGCCGCCGGCGUGGCCCACUACCGGCUGUUCCUGCUGCGCGAGCGCGCCCUCUGGGCCAGCCUGUGGCCCUUCCUCUCCACGCGCCUGCCGCGCCGCUUGCCCUUCGCCACCUCCUUCUGCCGCGGCCAGGGCCCCAAGCGCCGCCUCUACGGCGAGGUUAUAUGUCCCGGGCCGUGGUACAACCUGCGCCACAUGCAGUACCAGCCGAACUCGUCGCACGGCCCCCACGGCUACAUGCUGUCGGUCCUGGAGAACAUCCUCGCCGCGUCCAGGCACGGGCUGUUCAAGGACAAGGCGGGAAUCGUCCGCUGCCGGCGCUCCCUCGAGCUCAGCAGGAACGAGAUAACGUCCAAAGGGCCAAAAGACGGCGAGGGAUCGGGUCUGGCGGCCGACGACGAAGUGCGAGCGGUCGACGCCACCCCCGAAGAGGGCGGCGUCAAGGACAACCAGCUCGAACAGAAGCCGAAGACCCGGAAGGUCUCGGACGCCUUCAGGAAUCUGUUCAAGAUCAAAUUCUCCAAAGCGGCGGAGGACGAAUCGCGCGAGUCAACCGACGAGUCGACGUCCAGCCUGCGCCAGGCGUCCAACAAGUCCAUGAUCCAGACGUCGGUGAACCUCCGGCUGGGGCAGAACACGGCCAAAGUCCGCCUAGCGCUGGCCCCUCUGCCGGGCGAGCUGGAGUGCCUGGAGCCGUUCUUCGAGGACAGCUUCGUCGGCGGCUCCUGCCUCAAGGUCAACCCGUCGGACAAGGUGUACCCCGAGCACCGCCUCAUCAGGCUGUUCCACAGCGACCUGCCCUUCGGCCGCGCCCUGGUCGCGUGCGUCGUCACCAAAACGCUGCCCACCGCCCCCGACCAGGCCCUGGACGUGGAGCUGCGCGCGGUCGACCCCGAACGGCGCCAGCUCAAGAUAGUCCUGGUAGGAGACCACACGGUUCCGAGGGAGCUCGCCGAGAGGACGGCGCCCGACGAGACGGUCGUCCGCCUCUUCCCAGUCACCCCGAACUCUGUCGGAUUCAGGGACAUCCAGAAGUAUCUGCUGCUCAACCAGCCCGGCUUCUACGUGCCCGUGGAGAACUCGUUCGGCUGGAGAGUUCGGUACUAUACAGUGGAGGUACCGGACUUGCGAGUGGUGUCGAUAGACUGCCGCACCGGCCAAGCGGAGGGUCCGAUACUGCUUGGCCACUUUGGCCUCUGCCAGCGCUCUGAGGAUACAGAUGGC